Messenger RNA from Protopterus annectens (West African lungfish), 2051 nucleotides. RefSeq names its product dual specificity protein phosphatase 13-like. The record is from RefSeq and is a predicted model, not a curated record. Gene Ontology annotation, cellular component: cytoplasm. NCBI's taxonomy places the organism in Eukaryota, Metazoa, Chordata, Ceratodontiformes, Protopteridae. Gene Ontology annotation, biological process: protein dephosphorylation; negative regulation of MAPK cascade. Gene Ontology annotation, molecular function: protein tyrosine/serine/threonine phosphatase activity; MAP kinase phosphatase activity. Bases 105 to 734 code for a protein of 209 amino acids. The transcript is spliced from 4 exons.
UGAUGAUCGUGGUAUUGGGCACUUUAUGUUCUGUAACUUCAAAGGAAGCAAUACAUGUUGCACCAUUCAAAAGAAUCAACUAGUGAAGAAAUUUCAACUGAAGAAUGGCUUGGGAACCACGCUAUAAACGCGACUUGUUAUCCCAGAAAAGCUAUAAAGAAAACGAGAGUCAUAGCAGUGAAAAUGAAUAUGAAACUCCACCUCUCUCUGAUCUUCAGCGACUUCUCUGGAUUAAUCGAUCUUCAACAGGCAGUGUCAAUGAAGUCUGGCCAAAUCUGUAUUUGGGAGAUGCAACCGCUGCUCGUGAUAAAGGAGUCCUGCUCAACCUUGGAAUUACUCACAUUCUUAAUGCUGCUGAUGGAAAAUUCCAUAUCAACACUGGUCCUAGAUUCUAUAGGGACAUGCAGGUCGAAUAUUAUGGGAUAGAAGCAGACGAUGACCCUGCUUUUGAUAUGAGCAUUCAUUUUCGACGUGCAUCUCAAUUUAUACGAAGUGGCCUCAACUCUCAGAAAGGUAAAGUAUUAGUCCACUGUGCCAUGGGAAUCAGUCGAUCUGCAGCCUUAGUCCUUGCGUAUCUCCUGCUUCAUGAAAACCUCACUCUUGUGGAUGCAAUACAAACUGUGUGCAAGCAUAGAGACAUCUGCCCAAACUCUGGUUUUAUGAGCCAACUCAGAGAACUUGAUAUCAAACUGGCACAGGAACGGAAAAUGAGGAGAGAUCGCUUCAGAGUUUAGAAUGGCCUUAAGCAUUUUUCUUGUAACUACAAAAUCUGUCAGUUGUUCAUUUUCUUGCAAAUGUUCAAGUUUUCUAUUUAUGUAUGAAUUUAAUAACAAAUGAGGCACUUCAUUCAAUUGUAGUUAGAAUUAUUUUUGUGUGGGUCACUGAUAUUGAGAGUUCUUUGUCUACAGUUUUAAGUUUUAAUAACUGUGCAAAAUGUACAGCUAAUAAUUCAUAGGUGGUCAUAUAAAAAUCAUCAGUAAAAGUAUUUUAUCCCACUGGUAUACUUCUCAUUAUGUAAGCAAUAAUUUCCAACAGGUACUGGGGAAUAAAACUUUGUCAUUGUGUAUGAUAAGGCUAAUGCUAUAGCCAGACUGCCUGUUAACACUUGAAAGUUCAUGUAUUCAUCAUUACACAAUGUAAAGGGUGUUGUCAUGUCCAGAAAAAUGAAAAAAAAAUGCUAAAGAAAGGGUUUUGAUUUUGAAACUACUAAUAAAAAUGUUGACUUUUUGAAUUAAAUAGUUCUUUCUAACAUUUGGAUAGUCUGCAGUUAGAGGGCAACUGCUUGUAUACUUACAUAGAUGGCAGUUUAGCAGCUUUCUGGAAAAGCACCAUUGCUUAUUUAUGUUUCUAUUCAUCUGUUUUGGGAAAAUAAAAUAAGAACAAUUUCACUUAAAAAUGACUACUUAAGUUUGAAAUGGACAUUUUUGCAGAUGUCACAAUGGGGAUUCACUUUUUAGUGAAUUGGGUUACUUAUGAUCAGGCAUGUAUUGUUCUGUAUUAUUUUGAUGUAUAUGAUUUUACUUGUGUAUUUACUUACUUAUAACAUUAGCAUUACUAAAUUUGUAUUGCUUCUUAUUAUGUAAUGUAUUUGGGAAAGUUUCUCACCCUCUGUGCAUGUUCGCUUUAGAUUAACACAUUUCACAAGUUACUGCCAAUGGGCCACCUUCAUUAAUGUCUACGCUAAGCAUACACAGUCUGUAUUCAAGAACAUCCUCACCAGAUUUAUUUGUGCUUUUAGUCACUCAGAAAGAUUACACUAAGUGUACUACACUUUGUGGUAAACUUUAUGAAUCCCCCUCAAUAUUUACAGCUGCAGGAAAAUCAGCAGGAAAAGUAAAAUUAGGAAGAAGAAGGUGUGAGUUAUGCCUGUGUCAAUUCACUAAGAGUGAUGUAAACUUAGUGUAGGUGUUAAUGAUCCCAUUAAUUAUCUGCAUGCAUUUUAUAUUUUGUUGCCUUACAAGAUUUAUUUCAUCCAGUACAUUUAUUCAGUUACCAAAAGAAAAAAAAUGGCCAUAAACAUCAAUAAAUAAUAAUGUGCACUACAAACAUAU